Messenger RNA from Amoebophrya sp. A25, 222 nucleotides. Lineage: Eukaryota; Dinophyceae; Syndiniales; Amoebophryaceae. The record is from the annotation of a GenBank genome assembly.
UCUGUUCCUUUUCGGUUUAUGCCCAUCAGGCCUUUUUCUUGUUUCCGUUUAUGGAAUCUGUCAUGUACUUCGUUCUUGGCGGGUGUCGGUUUUCCGCAUUAUGUCAUACUCAUUCCUGGCACCCUAACCCCUGUUUGGUUGAUGUCUUUGUUUGGCUUGCUAUACUGGGCCUUGUAUUUGAGUUUUGACUACCUCGGGUAUCUCUACAGUGUAAAAAUGACG